Molecule: messenger RNA, 3351 nt
Organism: Canis lupus familiaris (dog)
Lineage: Eukaryota; Metazoa; Chordata; Mammalia; Carnivora; Canidae
Gene: ZNF500
Product: zinc finger protein 500
Exons: 8
Coding region: 661-2148 (495 amino acids)
Biological process (GO): regulation of DNA-templated transcription
Source: RefSeq, a predicted model, not a curated record
GGAGCGGCGGGGGACCCGGGGGGCGUUUGCGUGGAGGGACGCUGGGUGCCGAGCUUGCUUAGUCGGCGCCGGCUGUGUGCGGUGGGCGUCGCGGCCGCCGGGGCAGAGGCGGGACUCUAACCUGAGGCCCCUUGCUGGCCUCCCGGGGCGCGCCCCAGGCCGGUGUUCGGCCCCGGAGGACGAGGAGAGAGCGUCCGGUGUGGCCUCCGAGGCCGACUUUAGGCUGCCUGGGGUAUUAUUCGGGCCUUUCGCCUGGGGCUUGGGGGGCUCUGAAGUCAAAGACGCAGGUUCCAGUCCCCUAUCUGUCGUCGACUUCCGCUUCCGGUCUGCGUGACCCUCGGGUUCAGUACUUCACUCUGGGGGCUUCGGGGGGUCACCUGGAGACACCACGCUGGCCCUAUUGUUACUAAAUUAAGAACAGAGCAAACGUACGUUUCCAGGUGCUCAGGCAUCGGUGGCCGAUGUCAUUAUGACAGAAAGAAGCCCGCGGGGCUCCCGGGUGGCACGCUUUGGCCUCCUGCCCUUUUGGAGAAAGCCAUUGAAGAGCAUUGAAGCUAAGGAGAUUCUGGCUUUCAUUAUGGCCCAGAGUCCUGAACACAUCAUUUCCAGUGUCGCAAGUUUGGCCCUUGAGGCACAAGAAAGCAAGGCCUGCCCCCGACAAUGGCGGCCACACCCGGUCUCCAUCCUCCACCGCCCCUGGAGCAAGACGACAUCCUGAUCGUGAAGGUGGAGGAGGAUUUCUGCUGGGAAGAGGAGCCCUCCCAGGAGUCGGAAGACCCCAGCCCUGAGACCUUCCGCCAGCUCUUCCGGCUCUUUUGUUACCAGGAGGUGGCCGGGCCUCGGGAGGCCCUGAGCCGCCUGUGGGAGCUCUGCUGCCGCUGGCUGCGGCCAGAGCUUCGCACCAAGGAGCAGAUCCUGGAGCUGCUGGUGCUGGAGCAGUUCUUGAUGGUGCUGCCCGGGGAGAUCCAGGCCCGGGUGCGGGAGCAGCAGCCGGAGAGUGGUGAGGAGGCCGUGGUCCUCGUGGAAGGGCUGCAGCGGGAGCCCAGGAAACAGAGGCAGCGGGAUAGACACAUCCCUCCCAGAGUUGAUCACCAUGGCCUGGAAGUGCUCCCUGAUGAUGUACGGCCCCACGGGACAGGAGAACAGUGCUUGAAACACCAAGAGGAGGCCAGGCCAGGGGACCUGUCUCUGGAGGAAGGGUCUGGAUGCUCCAGCCAGCAGCCCCCAGCCCAGCGGGGCCACAGACCAAAGAGGGGCCCCCAGCUCUGGCCAAAGAGGGGCCCAGCGGCCUCCCAGCAUCAGGAGAUGGCAACAGCAUCGGCCACGUCCUUUGUUCCAUCCUGGUCCCGGCAGGCGCCAGUGACCUUGGAGGACAUGGCAGCGUACCUGUCCCAGGAGGAGUGGCAACGCCCGGACCCGACUCCGCGGGACUGCAGCUGGGACGUGCUGCCGGAGAAGAGGGGGCUUGGGCUGCUUCCGGAGGAUGGAGAGGACUCCAGGAAGCAUGUGUCAAUGAGCAGGGAGCGGGACCGAGAGCCAGUCAGGGGCAUGACCAGGCCCGAGCAGCCUCUGGAGAGAGGAGGACCCCGAAGAGUUGAAAAGCCCUACACGUGCCCCGAGUGUGGCAAAGGCUUUAGUAAAACGUCCCACUUAACGAAGCACCAGCGCACACACACCGGGGAGCGGCCUUACAAGUGUCAGGUGUGCGGGAAGGGCUUCAGUGACCGCUCCAACUUCAGCACGCACCAGAGAGUCCACACGGGCGAGAAGCCCUACGCAUGCGCCGAGUGCGGGAAGCGCUUCAGCCAGAGCUCCAGCCUGGUCAUCCACCGCAGGACGCACACCGGGGAGCGGCCGUACGCGUGCGCCGAGUGUGGGAAGCGCUUCAGCAACAGCUCCCACUUCAGCGCGCACCGGAGGACACACGCGGGUGAGAAGCCCUUCGUGUGCUCAGCCUGCGGCAGGGGCUUCCGCCGGGGCACCGACCUCCACAAACACCAGAGGACGCACAGUGCGGAGCACCAGCCGGGCCAGCAGAGCCCCCCCACGGCGCGGCUCCAGGAGGCCCCUGGGCCAAGGUCCAGCCGCCACUCGUCGAGCUGUCCGCUUCCGAGGUCCCUUUUGGAAUAUCGAGGUCAGAGUUCAUGAAGCUGCUGGAGUUACCGUCUUGGAACUAAAACCCUAAUCUGAAGGCAUUUCACACCUACCCCACUAGCCCCUGGUGUGGGUCCAGCCCGCAGCUGUGGGACGUUUCAGGUGCCCACGCUGAGGGAAGAAUCUGGGCACUGGGUUUGGCAGUGGCGGCUAGACGUGGAGCAGGUGGCCCUGGGUCGCGCAGCCUGGGUGGCUCACCACAGGGAUGAUUCUCAGUUCAGGAGGCCAGAGUCCGAACUCAAGAUGUGGGCCGGGCUGCUUCCCUCUGGAGGCCCUGAUAGGAGAGACCAUCCCAUGCCUCCCUCCUGGCUUCGGGUGUUGCCCGUGUUCCUGGUUUGUGGCCGCAUCACCCCCAUCUCUGCCUCUUCUCUGCUCUGGUGUCCUCAUCGCUUAUAAGGGCACCGUCGUUCAGUUUAGGGCCCCCAGUCCAGAAUGACCUCAUCUUAAUUACAGCUGCAAAGAGCCUAUUUCCAAACAAGGGCCUAUUCUGAGAUUGUGGGUGGACAUGAAGCUGGGGACACUUGUCCGCCCAUUUCACAGAAGCCUCCAGGGCUCCGCUUCUAUCUGCAGCUCCACACCCCAGGCUUCCCUGGCCUCCCACCUUCCCCUCCAGCCUUGCCACACUUUCAGUAUAUAGGCUGCAGGGGCUGUUUCCGUACCCCUGUGGGGGCAGUGGGGUGAGCGGGGUCACCGUGGAUCCACGGCUCUUCUGAAGGGUGGAUGCCUGGUGUGGGAAUGCUUCCCUGAUACCACAUCUUCCAACCUCCCCCAGCCCAUGAGGCAGCCUGUGGAUUCGACUGGCCUUGCCAUCUGCCCCGGGCAGGAGGCCAGGCUUGCCUUUGUUCCAGCCUCAAGUGGCCAGGACAGAGGCAGCAUUGGCUGCCCCACUUUGUUGCGGACAGGCCUCUGACCUGUUCACAUCCACUCUCUCCGGGGAAGCUGAGGGGAGCCGUGUAGAAUCCUUGUUCCAUUUCAUCAUUACUGGAGUCUUGGGGCAGCUGCUGAAACCACUCGGUUUUAGUAUUCCGUGCAGGGAGUGUGGCAGUUUCCCAUGGUGGGCUGGCCUGGGACCUUGUGCUGUGCUCCGUUCUGUUUGUCACCCAAUUACUGUAGAUAUUUUCUACCUUCCUGCAUAACCCAGGUUCCAGGAUACGUGAUCUGUUCUCGGUUCCCUUAAUAAACUAAGUCAGUCCUCCU